This is a messenger RNA of Mesocricetus auratus (golden hamster), 4294 nucleotides long. It is a transcript of the gene Gas2, whose product is annotated as growth arrest specific 2. The record is from RefSeq and is a predicted model, not a curated record. The transcript is spliced from 9 exons. Gene Ontology annotation, molecular function: microtubule binding; actin filament binding; cytoskeletal adaptor activity. Gene Ontology annotation, cellular component: actin filament. Bases 2256 to 3302 code for a protein of 348 amino acids. NCBI's taxonomy places the organism in Eukaryota, Metazoa, Chordata, Mammalia, Rodentia, Cricetidae. Gene Ontology annotation, biological process: actin crosslink formation.
UUAUCUCACUCAGGAUAGUUUCUUCUAGUGCCAUCCAUUUGCCUGUAAAUUUCAAGAUUCCAUUAUUUUUUUUUAUUCUGAAGGCAGUUAGGGCACCAGCAGCACGGAAAUGUGUGCUAAGAAACAGUUGCUUGGGUUUGAAAUUCAUUCACAUGUGGCAGUAACAUUUAACCUCAUAGUGCUUUUAAAGCGGUCAGAAAGAACUUGGGUCUAAGUAGAAUCACAUUCUAUGUAUUUUGAAUGAGAUUAUAAAAACAACACUGUUGGUGUUAUCAUUUCUGGUUAAUUAUGACUCAAAAAUAUGAAGUUAAUUCUUUUUUCGGGUGGUAGGUGAUAAGAGAUAGUUUAUAUUGUGGAGCCAUUUUGAGUGACCAUGACCCAGUAACACAGAUUUCAGUUAUCUCAAAUUCCAUGUUCCAAUGUGGAAGCAGUUUCAUGAAGUUUUAAAAAAUAGUUUUACAAAACAAAAGAACGUCAUAAAUACAGGCAAGUUUAAAAUACGUUUGUGGGUACAUCAGAGAGGCAGGUACAGCAAGAUGAGGGAAACUUUCCUAUAGGCCCAACAUGCUGUCUGAGCUUUUGGAUUGGCGGAAGCUAGUGUCUGCUAACUCAGUAGAUUCCAAACAGCAUGCGCAAAACUAUGGCUGAACUGUGAACAAAAUCUCCUGAAAAGAAGCUGUGUCUAAGGAGAUUGACUGACUAUAAUUUCAGUACUGUGGAGAGAUCAGAAUGUUGUAGGUUGGUCCAGAGGCUACCUACCCUUCCUUAGUCUAGAAUAGUCCUCUGGGACAGCUUAUUUUUUGCCCACCUCUGUUAACCCGUUUUAAAAGGUAUCCUCAGGAAAUGUGAUGAAUCCUCUCAAACAUAAAAAUCACUAGUUUUAAUUAUUACACUUGUAGGGUCCAGGAAGGUAGCCCUAAUGAAUAAGAACCCUCCUUGUGCCAGUGUGAAGACAUGAGUCUGACUCCUUAGCACCCGUAUAAAAAACUGGGCAUGGCUAUGCAUGCCUCCUCCAAAGCAAGCAUUGGGGUGGAGGGAACAGGUGACCUCAGGAGUUUAUUUUAAUUCAGUGAGAAAUCCCGCCUCAAGGCAGUAACAGGGAGUUUGAGGAAGACAUCUACUUACUAGGACCUCCACAUGUGUAUACAUGGAUCUAUGUAUCUAUACACUUACAUUCAUGCAUCAGGCAGACGUGCACAGACACACACAAUGUGCAUAUAUGAAACAAGCUUAUUUUGUCUUAAAAUACAGUUUUGUGUUGGGUUGUCCAUUUUUGAUAUGGAUUAUGUAAUUUGGAGGCUAGUGGAUGGAACUGGAGACUAUCAUGUUAAGUUAAAUAAGCCAAACUCAGAAAGACGUUAGUUUGAUGAGAAUUGUAGUCCAUUGUCUCAGUUAUUGGAACACUUGAUCCCAGGAGGUGGUGCUGUUUGGAGAGGAUAUGGAACCUUUAGGAGGUGAGCCUUGCUGGAAGAAGAGUUACCUCAUAGCUGAGGAGAGCUCUGAGGGUUUGUAACCUGGCUCACCUUCCUAUUCCACUCUGUUGCUUUCUGUGUGCUGCUGAAAAUGUGGUCAACCAGCUUCCUUCUCCUGCUGCCAUGCCUUGCCUUCCCUGCUAUGAUAGACUCCAUCCCUCUGAACCCAUAAGCCAGGAUAAACCCUUUCUUCCUUAAGUUGCAUUGGUCAUGGUAUUUUAUUACAGCAACAGAAAAGUGACUAAUACAGGUAGUAAGGAGACCUGUGUGUGUGUGUGUGUGUGUGUGUGUGUGUGUGUAGGAGGUAUGAUAGGAUGUGGGAGGUGAAUAUAAAAAAAGAAAAAAUUAGUAAAGAUGAUAGACUCAUGAUAAUGACUUAGUGAACAUAUUGUUUUAUAACCAGUUAAAAUGAUUUUUAUUUAAACUAUUAUAUUCCAAAGAGUUUUAUUUUUUAACCUAACGUCUUAUAUAUGCCCCUCAAAUGUUCUUUUCUUGGUUGGGUGUCUCCUGCCUGGGCGUGAAAAGGCUGGAAGCAUUGCUCUAACAUAAGCCAGAAGCCACACUGCAUUGUAAUGGAAAGUGCAUUGUGUUUCAAAUUAUCUGACUUAGUUUGGUACACAGAAAGGGAGAAAAUUAUCCACUUUCUUUCCUUUUUACCCAUUCAUCUUCUUCUUCUUUUUCCCUUGUCCUGAGCAAAAGAUAGACGAACAUCAUGGAAACUGACAGUCCCUUCCCUUGACCUCUGAUGUUUCCACUGAACCAACUGGUGUGCAGAGUGGAUAAAUGAUGUGCACUGCCCUGAGCCCCAAGGUUCGCAGCGGGCCUGGCCUGUCUGAUAUGCAUCAGUACAGCCAGUGGCUGGCAAGCAGACAUGAAGCUAAUUUGCUGCCGAUGAAAGAAGACUUGGCCUUGUGGUUAACCAAUCUAUUAGGGAAAGAGAUAACAGCAGAAACCUUCAUGGAGAAGUUGGAUAAUGGUGCCUUGCUCUGUCAGCUUGCAGCAACUGUGCAGGAGAAAUUCAAAGAGAGCAUGGAUGCCAAUAAGCCUGCCAAGACUCUGCCACUGAAGAAGAUUCCCUGCAAAGCCAGCGCACCCUCAGGCUCCUUUUUUGCCCGAGACAAUACAGCCAAUUUCUUAUCCUGGUGCCGAGACUUGGGGGUGGACGAAACAUGUCUUUUUGAAUCUGAAGGCCUGGGACCUGGAGCGCAGCGCCUAUGCAUCUGUUUCUCAGAGAAAGAAUCCGCCCACCAAGGACCGGGUUUGCUGCCUGCUGCGUGGCAUGUGCUGUGUGCCUCCUUUCUGCACAAACAGCCCCGAGAAGUGUGUCUCUGUUUGCUAGAGCUUGGCCGGAUUGCAGCCAGGUAUGGUGUGGAGCCUCCUGGUCUGAUAAAGCUGGAAAAAGAAAUUGAACAAGAAGAGACGCUUUCUGCCCCGUCUCCUUCUCCUUCUCCUUCAUCCAAGUCUUCAGGAAAGAAGAGUACUGGGAACUUACUGGACGAUGCAGUAAAAAGAAUCUCUGAAGAUCCUCCCUGCAAGUGCCCCACUAAGUUCUGUGUGGAGCGGCUUUCUCAAGGUCGAUACCGGGUGGGAGAGAAGAUCCUCUUCAUCAGGAUGCUGCACAACAAACAUGUGAUGGUCCGCGUGGGAGGAGGCUGGGAGACCUUCGCGGGUUAUCUGCUCAAGCACGACCCCUGCCGCAUGCUGCAGAUCUCCCGUGUGGAUGGCAAGACAUCCCCCGUGCAGAGCAAAUCCCCAACUCUGAAGGACAUGAACCCAGAUAAUUACCUGGUGGUCUCUGCCAGCUACAAGGCUAAGAAGGAGAUUAAAUGAAACUAGUCUCUGGAAGGGGACUCAUGCAGUGGCCUGUGUCCAUUCUACAGUGUAGCCAGUGUAGUCCACAUGCUCUGAGAACCACACACAUUAUCAGCAGGAAAAGGCUCACAAGGUAGCACUAUUUAUUUUUAAUGCAUCUGUAGAACUUUGCCUAAGGGGGAAAAAUUCUAAACUCAGAACAAAAUCAGACAAAUUGUAAGCAAAUCAUUAUCACUCAAUAUGUGAACAUAGUAUUUAAAACAAACUGAGUGCUACGCACAGCCAUUGGAACUGAACAUGCCUAGAAGACUAUAUUUAACAUGUAUGGAUAGGUCAACAGAAAGUGCCUGCUGUAUGUCUAUGAGCUAAAGCACCCCAGACACUUUUAUAAUGGCGGGAUUUUAUAGCUUUUUUUUACAAAAUGACAAUGUGAUCAUGUGCUACUAAAAUUGUCCAUAGGACUAUGCGAUACACUCUUCACAGCCAUAAUACUUAACUGGAAAGGCCACAUCAGAGAUGUUUACAUUCACUUGGAAGAUUGCCUUAAAGAUCAUCUCUGAUCCCUGACCAAAGCAACCUCUGGGGUACUUUUGGAUGUUGUCUGUGAAGCCCCUUAGGAAUAGCAGGUACCUUUCACACACCCUACACACACACACACACACACACACACACACACACACACACACACACACACACACAGAGGCUAUGUUUAGGAAGAUCACUUAGUGAAAUUCACAUGCAUAAGCUGGUGUACAUUUACAUUGUGAUGUGCAGACUGCACCGUCAAAUGUUCAUCAACUUUGUGAUUUUAUUUCAAGCAUUUUCUUAUUAAAAUGUAUCUUAGUUAGUCCUAUUAUGCUAUGCUGUCUCAUGAAGUAAAUUCACUGUAGUGAAUGAUGUUACAGACUUGUAUACCCAGGACAGGGCUGUUUUGUACCAAUGAACAGCAAGAUAUUGUCCACACUGAUUUAAGAAUUAAAAAUGAAAAAUAAAAAAAACCCCACACAUUA